Messenger RNA from Drosophila innubila, 1474 nucleotides. It is a transcript of the gene imd, whose product is annotated as protein immune deficiency. Bases 154 to 1038 code for a protein of 294 amino acids. The transcript is spliced from 2 exons. The record is from RefSeq and is a predicted model, not a curated record. Gene Ontology annotation, biological process: signal transduction. Gene Ontology annotation, molecular function: protein binding. NCBI's taxonomy places the organism in Eukaryota, Metazoa, Arthropoda, Insecta, Diptera, Drosophilidae.
GCUUUGUCAUCUUUAGCGCCAUUCACAACAAAGACACAAAGCGAGUGGUUUUCUUCUUAUUUUGCACGGAAAAUACCCGUUCUCUGGCAUUUCCGAAAGUAGAUUCUAUUUUUAGAAUAAUCCAACAACAAUAAUUAUAACGGCAAACACAAUAUGCCAAAGCUAAAGAGUUUGCUGCCCAACAUAUUUGGCAGCCACAAAGAGACUGACAACAAUAACACACGAAAUAUGAAUACGGAUACAGAUGCAGAUACAGAUACAGUGGGACGAUUGGAAACAGAUGCAUUGCCCGUCAGCGAUUCUCAAGAUAACAAUAGCGGUGCAUUGUCGCUGCCAUCCAAUACACCAACUGCUUCAGCGGAUUUAACUGAAUCAGUGCUACGCGAACUCUCCGAUCCAAAUUACAAUUCCAUGGAUGUAGUGCAAUCGGCGCAGAUUCCAGGAUCUGCUCUGGUAAAUAGCAACAGCAACAGCAGCAUUGGCAACAACAAUACGAUGAACACCAUGAAUGUGCAUAGUGCACAGCAACAGGUUGUCAUGAACUUCUCGAAUGCCAGCAACUUACACUUUGGCUCCGUUUAUAAUUUCAAUAAGAACUUGAGCGCCAACAGCUCCCGCAAGAGCAGCACAAGCAACACAGAAGAGGGCGCAGCAGCAGUGACUAUGUCACCAGAUGGAAAGCGUCAGUUGCCACGCAAAACCGUUAGCAUUGUGACCAUGAUGCAGUCCCAGGAUGAGCCAGAUGUCCGUCUGCUGGACACAGUGGCUACACACUUGGGUGAGGGCUGGAAACAGGUAAUGCGUCAGCUGGGUCAUUCCGAGGGUCAGAUCGAGCAGGCGAUUAUCGAUCACCAAAUGCAUGGCAAUAUCAAAGAGGUGAUCUACCAAUUGUUGUUACAGUGGUUGCGUGGCGCUGAUGAUGGUGUCGCCACUGUUGGACGGCUUACAACAUUGCUGUGGGAAACACAACAUCGUGAGUGUGUGCAGCGUAUGAAACUGGUUUGGAAGGCGCUCGAGAAGCGCAAGACAUCCAGUUAGCUGGAGUGCAUUAAUUAAUUCAAUUGCUGUGCUUCCCCCACCAAACAGGGCAUUUUUGAACGUCGAUUCAUUCGAUAUGCGAGCAGAUAUGCAAAAUGUUAUGUUAGUCUCUAAUUGUGUUGUUCACAUUUCGUAGAUUAGUUAAAUCUAUCUAACGCAUGUCGCCGUUGAAUGCUUUCAACGUUAGUUUGCGAUCUCAGCAAACAAAACAUUUGUGCAAUAACUUUUGUUAACCUUUAUUUUGACGAACCGAAUGGCAUUGUCUAAUGUCUAAUAAUGUACGUAUAACCUUCGAAUAAGUGCCUAGAAGUUUAUCCUCAAACAACUUAGUUUGUAAAAUGUGAUAUUUAAGUCGAACACUAAAGCUACAUUGUUGCGCAAAAUGCAUUUUUGAAGUAAUACACAAAAAUACACAAUAAAUAUCUGUAUACGUUUA